GUGGACUCGGAGCAACAAGACUGGCCUCAGCAGGGGCGAAGCACUUUGUCCCCGAGGUGGAUCACGAGGUGCUGCAAGGAUGUCACAGCAAAGGUGAACCGCAGGACCGUGUGAUGCAAAGUGAGUAGUGGCAGCAAACGGCGAGGGAUCGAGAGUGAAGUGAGCAAUGAGGGGGAGAUGCCUGUCCCUCGCCCCUUCACAUUCUCCCUCCCUUCCCCCAACGCAGCUCCUCUUCUCGCAUCCCCUUCACCCCUUUCUACUCCUCUCAACUACAGUAUCACUACCACUACUACUCUACUCCUCUACGCUACACACCAUCACGAUAUUCUACGCUACACCUCUACCCACCCCUAUACACACCCUCGACACUGCUUCGGCACUCACUCGCUACCAUCCAGCAUUCAAGAGGGACUCUGAUGACUACCCAAAAGUCAAGCUACUCGACAGCUUGAGCUCACGAGCUGCAGCUCAACCGAUAGACUGCUCACUGACGGAAUCAGCCACAACAAGACAUCCUUCGCAUGACGACCACGACGGCGAGAGCUACAAGUUCACAAGUACUCAUGGAGAGGCGGAGGUCUCCGACAUCCAGCCAACACGCUGGAUGCAAGAGGGGACUCUGGACGUGGAUGCCCUGUCUGCCAGAGUGAAAGUCAGUCUGACAAGCACUGGCAUGGCUCUUCUUCCAGAUCUUGCGGUGGAGCCCAGCAGACUUGCUCCACAAGAAUACUGGUCUCGCUCGGCCGACGAUGGGCACUGUCUGGCCACACAAGUCCAGAAACUGGCUAGUGGCCUGGUCACUGACAACGCGGACCUGCCCAAAGCCCUGCCGUCUGUGUAUCUGAUCGUCGGUUGCACGGAAAAUCGAGUAACUAGUCUCUAGAUUGCGCCUAAAAUACCACCCCCUCAAGAAGGCCGAUACGGUGUACCAUUUCCCUGUCGCAGACUUCGCCGAUGACCACCCAGAGGCUAGAGCUUUGGCCGAGUGUCUCUGGUGCCUCGUGCUGGGGACAUUCCAGUACAAGGAGGAAUGGCUGGCGGGGAGGAGGAGAUUCGGACUGCCUAACGUGGGAGAGACAGUGAAGGGGGGAAACAGUGAGUCGAAGAGCUCUGCAUGCAUGUCUAUGCGACGACGUCACUCACUCAGGCUU
This is a messenger RNA of Microstroma glucosiphilum, 1151 nucleotides long. RefSeq lists its product as hypothetical. The record is from RefSeq and is a predicted model, not a curated record. The transcript has 4 exons. The coding region runs from base 167 to 883 and encodes 238 amino acids. Lineage: Eukaryota; Fungi; Basidiomycota; Exobasidiomycetes; Microstromatales; Microstromataceae.